CCGCACAUCAACCUCAACACCCAACCACCAACCCGACCACCACCUACACCAUCUUCGUCGCAGCCACCAUGUCGGACGCUACUGUUGGCCAGACGAAGCAGUUUGGAAAGGGCCAGCGGACUGUGCCGCACCCGGCCCAGAAGGCCCAGAAGUGGUACCCCGUGGACGACGAGUCGCAGCCCAAGAAGGUUCGCAAGACUCUGCGUCCCACUAAGCUCCGCGAGAGCCUCCAGCCCGGUACCGUUCUGAUCCUCCUCGCUGGCCGUUUCCGUGGCAAGCGUGUCGUCCUCCUCAAGCACCUCGACCAGGGUGUUCUCCUCGUCACCGGCCCCUUCAAGAUCAACGGUGUCCCCAUCCGCCGUGUCAACUCCCGCUACGUGAUCGCCACCUCCAAGCGCAUCGACAUUGCCGGUGUCGACUCCAAGACUCUGGAGAAGAUCUCUGCCGCCGACUACUUCACCAAGGAGAAGAAGGCUGAGAAGAAGUCCGAGGAGGCUUUCUUCAAGCAGGGCGAGAAGCCCCAGAAGAAGCAGGUUGCUAGCGCCCGUGCCACCGACCAGAAGGCCAUCGACCAGUCCAUCCUGGGCUCCAUCAAGAAGGAGGAGUUCCUGAGCAGCUACCUCUCCACCACUUUCAGCCUCCGCAACGGCGACAAGCCCCACGAGAUGAAGUGGUAAAAAAGUGCGCUGCGGCGGCCGCGGGUUCGGUAGAUAGUUUGGGAGGACUCAUCUUUCAACGAGGGGCGGCUCGAUUGCAAAUUGGCACCCUUUCGCAGUGAUGGAGGAGCGGCUCAUGAAUCAUGUAACUCAGUAUGGGAUCGGUUAAUUCGGACACUCGGCUGUUGUUUCUCUUUCAAACACACUCCCCCUCUUUCACGCGUGGCGCCGGUUCAGCAUGACUCCCUUCUCUUCGUCGGAGAAGGGGGGACCAGCCGUGAUGUGAUGAAAGACUUCUUACAAAAAAAGAUUAAAAAAUACCUCACUCCAGCAGCCCUGCUGGAUUCUCUUCAUGUUUAGUACGACAUACACCUCCCAUUUCCAGGUUCAGGCGGCAAUCCAAAAAAUUGGGUACUCUUUAUAAAUAUCUCCUUUUCGUGUAAUUGAAC
Penicillium cinerascens is the source of this 1105-nucleotide messenger RNA. Its product is annotated as 60S ribosomal protein eL6. NCBI's taxonomy places the organism in Eukaryota, Fungi, Ascomycota, Eurotiomycetes, Eurotiales, Aspergillaceae. Bases 69 to 677 code for a protein of 202 amino acids. Gene Ontology annotation, biological process: cytoplasmic translation; ribosomal large subunit assembly. The record is from RefSeq and is a predicted model, not a curated record. Gene Ontology annotation, cellular component: cytosolic large ribosomal subunit; ribosome. The transcript is spliced from 3 exons. Gene Ontology annotation, molecular function: RNA binding; structural constituent of ribosome.